Messenger RNA from Drosophila miranda, 3133 nucleotides. RefSeq lists its product as uncharacterized. The record is from RefSeq and is a predicted model, not a curated record. Gene Ontology annotation, molecular function: cytoskeletal adaptor activity. NCBI's taxonomy places the organism in Eukaryota, Metazoa, Arthropoda, Insecta, Diptera, Drosophilidae. Gene Ontology annotation, biological process: asymmetric cell division; regulation of asymmetric cell division; establishment of mitotic spindle orientation. Gene Ontology annotation, cellular component: apical cortex.
CGACUCUGAACACUCAAACAACGCUGAUCGUCUUGGAGAUCGUCGUGAGUUGUCCGUUUCUUCUCUUUUUCGUUCGCGUUUUCGUGUUUAAGUUAUUUGUUUACCGUUUGUGCAGUGUAUAACUAUUUAAGCUUCUUGUGGGUGACGGUGACACCGACAACCCCCACCUGACAUACUCCGCCUCCCCUUAUCGACGCGAGUGUUUGGUGACCAAAACUAAUCAAAUGACACGUGCUUGAAAUAUAAAAUUUACUAUCUAUCCCGCAUACGGACGACAACAACGGAGCAGGAGUAAACGAGGGAUUACCGACAUUGUUUAUCGAAUAUCAAAAUAUAACAAGAAAACGGCAUGUCCUUUCAGCGGAGCUACAGCAAGGUCUGGUGGGGUUCCGACAGCCAGGAGCACUCUUCGCUGCCAUCGCUCUCGUCUCUAACCAGCGGCGGGUUCUAUUCGCAGUCCAGCAAUAGCAACAGCCAGCCCUCGUCCCUGCUGGGCAACCUGUCCUGCAUCCAGGAGGUGGAGGAUGACAUCUCCAAGAUAUCGUCGUGGCACAAACAGGACAGUCCCGGCAGUCUGCGCAGUCAGGAUUCGGGAUUCUCGGACAAUGAGGAGUCCCACCAGCUGCUGCUGCAGCAGCAACUGCAGAAGAAUACACAACAAGAACAGCAAACACCCACGGCUUCGCCCGGCUCCGUCCAUUCCGUAGCCACGCCGCCCACUGUGGUCCGGAGGGUGGGAAACUCCUCAUUCUACUCGCCGUUGAUCAGCGAUACGCGCCGCAUUUCGUUCACCAGUGGACAGAGGACGCCCAAGUCGGCCACAGAGGCGGAGGCCGACGUGGAUGGGGAGCUGAAGGCCAGCCGCAGUCGCCUGUUUGAUCAAUUGGACAGCCUGAAGCUGGACGACGAUGCAGAGGAGGAGAAACACACAGCCACCGAGUCGAGCAAGCCGCCACGUCCGGCCAUUCGGCGCCGCAGGCGGUUGGCUCGGAAGCCCAAGCCCGAGCUGGAAGAGCUCUCGGCCAGCGAGGACGAGGAUGUAAAGGAACCGCUGCCGCCGUACAACAAUGAGACAGUUACCUUCGGUGGCAGCGGCGACCCGGAGGAGACUCUGCUCCCUGGCCUGCUCUCCCCCCUGCGCGUGCACUCCUCAGUGCGCUUCACGGCCAGCACGAGCACGCCCAAGACCAGAAGCAAGCAACCGAAAAAGGGGCACAGAGCUCAGACCACGCCAGUGGAGAGCUGGAUGGCCGGUCAGCGCUGGAAUGUGGACCAGGAGGUAAUGUGCACCCUCCAGCACAAGUCCAUCGCCCAGGAGGCGUACAAGAACUUCACCAUCACCACCAGUGCCGUCUCAAAACUGGUCCGUCAGCUGCAGCACCAAUCGCUGGCCCUGCAGGCGUACUUCGAGCGCAGCGAGCGAGUGCUAGGUGGCCUGCAGGCCACCACCCUGCCCGAGGCUCUGACCGGAGCUGGACAGCUGUUGGGCCACCUCGACGACUUCGUUGGCACCCUGGAGCGGCGGGCCAUCUUCUUUAACGAGACGCGGGUGGAGCGACGGCGCUACGAGCAACAUCUCGAGCAGAUCCGCACGGUGAGCCGGGACGCGCGGUAUUCGCUGGAGCGGCAGCACUACAUCAGCCUGGAGUCGCUGCUGGAGGAUGUACAGCUGCUGAAGCGGCACACCCUGAUCACGCUGCGCCUGAUCUUUGAGCGGCUUGUGCGUGUCCUGGUGCUGAGCAUCGAGCAAAGCCGCUGCGACCUCCUGCUGCGGGCCAACAUCAACAUGGUGGCCACCCUGAUGGGCAUCGACUACGACGGCUUCGCCUCGCUCUCGGACGCCUUCGUCCAGAACGAGGCCGUGCGCACCCUGCUCGUCAUCGUGCUGGACCACAGGCAGAGCUCCGUGCGCGCCCUCGCCCUCCAUGCAUUGGCCACUCUCUGCUGCGCGCCUCAGGCCAUCAACCAACUCGGUGGCUGCGGCGGCAUCGAGAUCCUGCGCGAUAUCUUGCAGGUUGAGGCCGCUGGGGAGCGGGGCGCCAUCGAGCGCCGCGAAGCAGUCUCUCUGCUGGCCCAAAUCACGGCCGCCUGGCACGGACCCGAGCACCGGGUGCCCGGGUUAAGGGACUGCGCCGAGUCCCUCGUGGCCGGACUGGCGGACCUGCUCCAACCCGACUGCUGUGCCCAGACCCUGCUCCUGUGCGCUGCGGCCUUGAACAACCUGAGCCGCAUGGAGGUCACCUCCCACUACUCCAUCAUGUCCAAAGAGGCCAUCUUCCGGCUGAUAGCCACGCUGGAGCACCAGAGUUGCGGCAUUAGUGUGUUCCUCUAUGAGCAAAUCGUUGGGAUGCUGCACAACAUGUCGCUGAACAAGAAGUGCCACAGCCACUUGGCCAACGGCACCAUCAUAAAUUUCAUCACGUCCGUUUACCAAACGGAAUUCUACAAGACCUACGGAUCACGUGCCGAAUGCGAUGCCCAGCGCCGCAGCAUCAAGACCAUUCUGCACACUCUGACGCGUCUGGCCCACGAUUCGCCCACCCUGGGUGCCGAGCUUCUGGAGCAGUGGCAUCUGCCCGAUUUGCUGCGUCAAUCUCUGGCCCUGCCCAAAUCCUCUGCUUCCGCCUUCACCUCCCCUGCUGCUGCUGCUGCCGCCGCUUCUGCUGGUCAGUUGGAUGGCAGCUACGCAGGGCAUAUAUCGCAAUUGGCGCGACAUUUGCUCAAGGCCCAUCAGCAGGAGCAGCUGCUGUUGGUCAGCGGAGCCACAGCCACAGCCUCAACCUCAGCCACGGCCACAGGAACCUUCAGCAGUGGCCAUCAGACGCCCGAGACCAGUUCCAGCUCCAACUGUAGCGCAAACUUUACUUCCAAUUCGGCUUCGAGUUCGCUGUCGUCGUCGUCGUCGCUGCUCAAAUUCAAUUUAACACGUCAGGAGAGUUUCGUCUAAUUUUCACCACCUGAGGAGGAGGUACCCGGACCCGGGCACGUACUUCGGGCAGAAGCAGGAAACUCAGACGUGCGUCAAGUGUUAUUACUUUGUCUAGGAAGUUGCGUGACCCGUUCAGAAGGAAUCGUUUCCGACCCCAUAAAGUAUAUAUAUUCUUGAUCAGCAUCAAUAGCCGAGUCGAUUGAG